Myzus persicae (green peach aphid) is the source of this 837-nucleotide messenger RNA. RefSeq lists its product as uncharacterized. Gene Ontology annotation, cellular component: nucleus; transcription regulator complex. The coding region runs from base 1 to 837 and encodes 278 amino acids. The transcript is spliced from 3 exons. NCBI's taxonomy places the organism in Eukaryota, Metazoa, Arthropoda, Insecta, Hemiptera, Aphididae. Gene Ontology annotation, biological process: regulation of transcription by RNA polymerase II. The record is from RefSeq and is a predicted model, not a curated record. Gene Ontology annotation, molecular function: DNA binding.
AUGCCAAAUGAACAAGAAGAAAAUAUGGCAUUCGUUCAACUUAUAGAAAGUCACCCAUGUCUUUAUGAUGUAACAUCAUCUAAUUACACAAGACAUAAAAGAAAAAGCAUGGAACGACAUUUCAAAAAAAUGAACAAUUCUAUUCAAACAUGUAAAGAACGAUGGAAAAACAUAAGAACAGUAUUUCUACGUCAUUUACGACAAAAAGUAACAAGUGGAUCAUCAGGUGGCCUUAAAAAAAAAUAUUAUUUAGAAGAUGCUAUGAAAUUUAUAAUUCCAUUUGUUAAAAGUGGUAAGAAACAACAAGGAAAUAUAUCGAUAUCAUCGGAAUUGGAAAAGGACACUAACAUGGAAGAUAUUGAAGAGGAAUCAAAUGUUGAAAUAAUAGAAUCUGUUCAAGUACCAGGAUCAUCUGAAUUAUUCAGUAGUCAUCGAGAUAUAGCAGACGAUCACGAUAAAAUAGAACAUAACGCAAAAAAAAUUAAAGUAAAUAAAAAAAUGUCAACCGCACCAGAAUGUGCAGAUCAAAAAUUUUUGUUGAGCUUACUACCGGAUAUACAACAAAUGAACCCCAUACAAAAAAGACAAUUCAAAAGGAAAGUUUUGGAUGUUAUCGGUUGUAUUUUAGAGGAUCAAGGUUCAUUAAAUCCAUCUAGUAAUUUAAGUUCCUCUAGUUAUUCUACAUUAUCGAUAGUACCAGAGGCAAGAACCAGUCAUUCAAGUUCGUCUAGUUAUUCUACAUUAUCGACAGUACCAGAGGCAAGAACUGAUAAUACAGGUAAUCAAUGUCAACAAUUUGAUCCAGCUCAGAGUGGUUUUGAAUUUUUUAAUAUAUAA